AUGUAUGAAGAGGAUAAUAAAACGAUAUGGUGCGGUAACAUAUCGGAACAAGUGACUGAGGAAAUUCUGUAUGAACUGUUUUUACAGGCAGGCCCUCUUGAAAAGGUAAAAAUUGUUAAAGAUCGAGAUGGAAGACAAAGGAACUUUGCAUUUAUAACAUACAGACAUGAAGUGUCUGUACCAUAUGCACUGAAUUUAUUUCGAGGUACAGCCCUUUUUAAUAAAGCAUUAUCAAUGCAUUGUAGAGGGCGUAUGGUUCCAUUACCACCUUCUAUUCGUGCAUAUGGUGAUGAAGUACCCCUUGAAAUUCAUAACCAAAAUGUCAUCCAGCAAUUUGCUGCCAUGACAGAAAAGAUUAAGGACGAUAGCCAAAGACCCAUGCCAUUAUUAAGAAGUGAAAUGAACAAUGAGCUUGUUAUGGCUAGCUUACAAGGAAAUUGGUUGCAUAGGCACCACCCAUAUCAAACUAAUGAUAACAGAAAGCAUGGGCGAGACGACAAUAGACAUAAAGAAAGUCAGAAAAAGCACUCAAGCCACUGGAAGGAUAGGAAAAGGUCAAGAAAUUAUAGAAGAGAUUAA
Molecule: messenger RNA, 579 nt
Organism: Pieris macdunnoughi
Lineage: Eukaryota; Metazoa; Arthropoda; Insecta; Lepidoptera; Pieridae
Source: the annotation of a GenBank genome assembly